This is a messenger RNA of Capsella rubella, 5067 nucleotides long. Its product is annotated as G-type lectin S-receptor-like serine/threonine-protein kinase B120. The record is from RefSeq and is a predicted model, not a curated record. Gene Ontology annotation, biological process: protein phosphorylation; recognition of pollen. Gene Ontology annotation, molecular function: protein kinase activity; ATP binding. The transcript is spliced from 14 exons. Lineage: Eukaryota; Viridiplantae; Streptophyta; Magnoliopsida; Brassicales; Brassicaceae. The coding region runs from base 430 to 4947 and encodes 1505 amino acids.
CUCUGAAAGCCUUUGUUAAAAAGAUUUUGUUUUGUGUGAAUUUUCAGGCAGCUUGGCUUGAUCUUAAUGUGAAUAAACAGGCAUCUUAAGCUUUUCUUCCUGGUACGUGAGGGGAAAAGAAGUGAGCAAUGGACACUUCUUACUUUAAUAUUCACGUGUUCACACCGUUGACUUGAUUCUUUGCACCAAAUCGUUGGCUUCAUAUUAUAAUCCUGGACCACCACACCCUAAGGCUCUAAAGACUGGCAACUUGUUUUUUUUAUCAACGAGUUUUGUUCUUUCUGCUGUCGGAUUUUAAAUUAGUUCAAGGUUCAAAGACCACGCUGCUUUGAAUGAUUCCAACUUGACCUUUACAAUAUUAAGGCUCAUUACGUUCUGGGGAUUUCUCACAAGAUUGAUUACAGAAGAAGGAAAACACUUCAAGCUUCCAUGGAACAUGUUAGCUUUUUCUUUUUUGCUUGGUUCCUAACAUUUGUACCAUCUAUUGCCUUAGCUGAGAAGGAUGUCUAUCAGUUUUCUCCAGUUUUCAACUGUGUACCUGGUGGAGGAAACUUCACGGCCAACAGUGCUUUCGCCGACAAUCUCUACGGCCUUGUCUCCUCUCUCUCUUCACUCAAACCUGAAGCUUAUGGCUUCUACAACCUUUCUUCUGGAGACUCAUCUGGAGAAAGAGCUUAUGCAAUUGGUAUGUGUAGAAGAGAAGUCACAAGAGAUGAUUGUCUCAGAUGUAUUCAGAAUGCUGGAAGAAACCUCGCUGAGCAGUGUCCGUGGAGAAAACAACCUGUUGUGUGGUACACGCACUGUAUGUUUCGUUACUCGAAUAGGACACUCUAUGGAAGAAAAGAGACAGCUCCGGCUAAGAUCUUUAUUGCGGGUAGAAACAUAUCAUUAUCAGCAAACAAAGAUGAGUUUGAUCGUCUGCAGCUAGAACUGAUGGACAAACUCAAAGGGAUUGCGGCAGCUGGUGGACCGAAUAGAAAAUACGCUCAAGGGAGCGGUCCGGGCGUGGCGGGAUACCCAAAAUUCUAUGGAAGUGCGCAUUGUACGCCAGAUUUGUCUGAGCAGGAUUGUAAUGAUUGUCUACUUUUUGGGUUUGAGAAUAUCCCACGCUGUUGUGAUGGUCAGAUUGGUCUUCGGUGGCUUGCUCCUAGUUGUAGCUUCAGGUUUGAGACUGGGAGAUUCUAUGAGUUUGAUGCCGAUCUAGAGCCUGAUCCACCUGCUGCAUCAGCUGCAAGAACUGGAAAGAGCAGAGGUGGAUCUAAAGUCUUUAUCGUGAUAGUCAUCGCGAUAGUUCUUGUUGCGUUAUUUGCAAUGUCCCUAUGCUUGGUCUUGAAGUGGAAGAAGAACAAGUCUGUAGGUAGAGUCAAAGAGAAUGAGUUCUCAGAUUCACUGCUGGUUAACUUCGAAACUUUAAAGGAAGCAACAGAUAACUUUUCACCAGAAAACGAACUUGGACGUGGUGGAUUUGGCUCAGUUUAUAAGGGUGUGUUCUCGGGUGGGCAAGAAAUCGCGGUGAAAAGAUUAUCGUGUACUUCAGGACAAGGAGAUGUUGAAUUCAAAAACGAAAUUUUACUACUUGCAAAGCUUCAACAUAGGAAUUUGGUGAGGCUUUUGGGUUUCUGCAUAGAAGGACAAGAAAGAAUCCUUGUCUAUGAGUUCAUCAAGAACGCUAGUCUUGACAAUUUCAUUUUCGAUGUUGAGAAGCGCCAUCUUUUGGAUUGGAGAUUGCGAUACAAAAUGAUAGGAGGAGUAGCAAGAGGACUUCUUUACCUUCAUGAAGACUCUCGUUAUCGGAUUAUUCACCGUGAUCUUAAAGCUAGCAACAUUCUUUUGGACCAAGAAAUGAAUCCGAAGAUUGCAGAUUUUGGAUUAGCUAAACUCUUUGACACAGACCAAACUUCGACAAAUCGAUUCACAAGCAGAAUUGCAGGAACUUACGGGUAUAUGGCUCCAGAAUACGCGCUGCAUGGACAACUCUCGGUGAAAACAGACGUUUUCAGCUACGGUGUACUACUCAUUGAGAUCAUUACGGGUAAGAGAAACAGCAACGGUCUAUCUAAUGAUGAUGUGGAUAGAGAAAAUCUCCUUAGUUGGGUCUGGAGAAGCUGGAAAGAAGACACUAUACUAAGGGUGAUCGAUCCGAGUUUAACCACGGGAUCAAGAAACGAGAUCUUGAAAUGCAUACACAUUGGUCUUUUAUGUGUUCAAGAAAGUUCAGCGACUAGACCAACAAUGGAUUCGGUUGCUCUUAUGCUCAAUAGCGAUUCUUAUACGCUCCCAACACCUUCCAGGCCUGCCUUUGUGUUAGAGAGUGACAUGCUCAAGAAUGUUUCUUCUUCUACAGAACCGUUACUAAUGUCGUCGAAUGAUGAUGUCACUAUUUCUGUAUUAUCUCCUCGUAAAAUGAGAAACUUUCACAAAACCUUCUAUUUCUUCUUCUUCUUCUUCCUCUAUGAAUCUUCUAAGGCUGCAGAUACAAUCAGAAGGGGAGAAUCUUUAAGAGACGGUGUCAAUCACAAACCUUUAGUUUCUCCACUGAAGACAUUCGAACUCGGAUUCUUCAGUCCCGGAGCUUCCACGUCUCGCUAUCUAGGGAUCUGGUAUGGGAACAUCGAGGACAAAGCUGUGGUAUGGGUAGCAAACAGAGAAACUCCUAUUUCAGACCAAUCUGGAGUUCUUACCAUAAGCAACGACGGGAAUCUCGUGUUAUUAGAUGGCAAAAACAUUACAGUCUGGUCGUCAAACAUCGAAUCAAGCAACAACAACAACAACAACAACAGAAUCGUUUCUAUUCAAGAUACAGGGAACUUUGUUUUGUCUGAAACCGACACAGACAGAGUUGUUUGGGAGAGUUUCAAUCACCCAACUGAUACUUUUUUACCUCAGAUGAGAGUUCGUGUGAAUUCUCGAACCGGAGACAAUCCUGUUUUUUACUCUUGGAGAUCUGAGACCGAUCCUUCUCCUGGUAAUUACUCAUUAGGUGUUGAUCCUUCUGGAGCACCAGAGAUUGUGCUUUGGGAAAGGAACAAGACGAGGAAAUGGAGAAGCGGGCAAUGGAACUCUGCUAUUUUUACUGGGAUUCAGAAUAUGUCUCUGUUGACGAAUUAUCUAUAUGGGUUUAAGCUUUCGUCUCCACCAGAUGAAACAGGUAGCGUGUACUUCACGUAUGUUCCAUCGGAUCCAUCUAUGUUACUUAGGUUCAAGGUUCUUUAUAAUGGCACUGAAGAGGAGUUGAGAUGGAGUGAGACUUUGAAGAAAUGGACUAAGUUUCAGUCAGAGCCAGAUACUGAGUGUGAUCAGUACAAUCGUUGUGGGAAUUUUGGUGUUUGUGAUAUGAAGGGCCCUAAUGGAAUCUGUAGCUGUGUUCAUGGUUAUGAGCCAGUUUCUGUAGGGAACUGGAGCAGAGGUUGUAGAAGAAGAACGCCGUUGAAGUGUGAGAGGAACAUUAGUGUUGGAGAUGAUCAGUUCUUGACUCUGAAAUCUGUGAAGCUUCCUGAUUUUGAGAUUCCUGAACAUGAUCUUGUUGAUCCCUCGGAUUGCAGAGAGAGAUGUCUGAAGAAUUGUUCUUGCAAUGCUUAUACUGUUAUUGGUGGUAUUGGAUGCAUGAUAUGGAACCAAGAUUUAGUCGAUGUGCAGCAGUUUGAAGCUGGUGGAUCCUUGCUUCAUAUCCGUGUUGCUGAUUCCGAAAUAGGGGAGAAAAAGAAAUCCAAGAUCGCGGUGAUUAUCGCAGUUGUUGUUGGUGUGGUUUUGUUAGGAAUCUUUGCUCUGCUUCUAUGGAGAUUCAAGAGAAAGAAAGAUGUUUCAGGAGCAUAUUGUGGUAAGAACACAGAUACAUCGGUUGUUGUCGCUCAGACGAUCAAGAGCAAAGAAACCACUUCGGCGUUUUCUGGAUCUGUUGACAUAAUGAUUGAAGGAAAAGCUGUUAACACAUCAGAGUUACCUGUCUUUAGUUUGAAUGCUAUAGCCAAAGCUACUAAUGACUUCCGCAAAGAGAAUGAGCUUGGAAGAGGCGGAUUCGGACCAGUCUACAAGGGUGUUCUUGAAGAUGGGCGUGAGAUAGCUGUGAAGAGAUUGUCUGGUAAAUCUGGACAAGGAGUUGAUGAAUUCAAGAAUGAGAUCAUUCUCAUAGCGAAGCUUCAACAUCGGAAUCUUGUGAGAUUACUUGGAUGUUGCUUUGAGGGUGAAGAGAAAAUGCUUGUUUAUGAGUAUAUGCCUAACAAGAGCUUAGACUUCUUUCUCUUUGAUGAAACGAAACAAGAGUUGAUAGACUGGCAACUGCGGUUUUCGAUCAUUGAAGGGAUUGCGAGAGGGUUGCUUUAUCUUCAUAGAGACUCAAGAUUGAGAAUCAUUCAUAGAGAUUUGAAGGUUAGCAAUGUGUUGUUAGAUGCAGAGAUGAAUCCAAAGAUCUCAGAUUUUGGUAUGGCAAGGAUCUUUGGUGGUAACCAAAAUGAAGCUAACACUGUUCGGGUAGUUGGAACUUAUGGAUACAUGUCUCCAGAAUAUGCGAUGGAAGGACUUUUCUCGGUAAAAUCCGAUGUUUACAGCUUCGGUGUCUUGCUGCUUGAGAUAGUAAGUGGGAAGAGGAACACAAGUCUUCGAUCUUCUGAACAUGGAAGCCUCAUUGGUUAUGCUUGGUAUUUGUAUACUCAUGGGAGAUCAGAGGAGCUUGUGGAUCCGAAGAUUAGGGCCACUUGUAAUAAACGUGAGGCCUUGAGGUGCAUACAUGUGGCGAUGCUUUGUGUUCAAGAUUCAGCUACGGAGAGACCAAACAUGGCUGCAGUUUUGCUCAUGUUAGAGAGUGACACUGCGACGCUCGCAGUGCCAAGACAGCCAACGUUUACUUCCACCAGAAGAAACUCCAUUGAUGUCAACUUUGCUCUUGAUUCGAGCCAACAAUACAUAGUUUCUUCUAAUGAGAUCACUUCCACAGUUGUUCUUGGACGAUAAGAUUCUUUUUUUUCCUUGUAAAGUUCUUUAUUAUUAUUGUGAAAACGUAUUAUUUUUUUCUUGGUUAAUUAGGAUAAUAGAGUUUAAUUGUUUAUUGAAAUCAUGUUGAUAAAGUGAAAA